Messenger RNA from Salvia miltiorrhiza (redroot sage), 3474 nucleotides. RefSeq lists its product as uncharacterized. Lineage: Eukaryota; Viridiplantae; Streptophyta; Magnoliopsida; Lamiales; Lamiaceae. The transcript is spliced from 17 exons. Gene Ontology annotation, molecular function: serine-type carboxypeptidase activity. Bases 236 to 3229 code for a protein of 997 amino acids. The record is from RefSeq and is a predicted model, not a curated record. Gene Ontology annotation, cellular component: vacuole. Gene Ontology annotation, biological process: proteolysis.
CUUAGUAAUAACAUAUAGUAUUAAGCUUUUCUUGCAUUGGAACUAUUCGCAUGUAAAGGAACUACAAGUCCAAACACUAUAGGCCCUCACAACCACAACGACAAAAAAAAUUCUAUUGGCAUAGUAACUAUCUAUGAGUUGUAUAACAAGAAAUAACAAGCUUAAGCUAGCCCCUAUAUAAAGGAUUAAUUAAGAAUGUUGCUCCUAUUAAUUCCAUCCAUAUUCAUUGCUAAAAAUGAGAGGUGCAAUUCUCCUCCUGUGUCUCUUGUGCAUUGCAGCCUAUGCACAAUGCUACGGUGGGAGAGGGUACGAUCCUCUCCGAGUGCUGCAAAGGUCGCGAAGCAGAUCAAGAAAAUCAGUCGGUGAUGAACACGUCUUAAAAUCAAGUGAAGAAUACUCACCAGUUUACAUAGCAUCUCAGGAUGGCCUCAAGGAAGCCGACAUGAUUGUGGCGCUGCCCGGCCAACCAGCUGUCGGAUUCUCACAGUAUUCCGGCUAUGUCACUGUCGACCCCACUGCUGGCCGCGCCCUCUUCUACUAUUUCGCCCAAGCUCAGGACGCCUCCACCAAGCCCCUCGUGCUCUGGCUCAAUGGAGGGCCUGGCUGCUCCUCAUUAGGGGCAGGUGCAAUGACAGAACUCGGCCCAUUUCGCGUGAAUCCCGAUGGGAAAACCUUGUGGCACAACCAGUAUGCUUGGAACAACGUGGCGAAUGUGAUGUUCUUGGAGUCUCCCGCCGGCGUGGGAUUCUCGUACUCGAACAGAUCAUCGGACUACGUGACGGGCGACAAACAGACGGCGGCGGAUGCCUACACCUUUCUAGUGAACUGGCUGGAGAGAUUCCCGGAAUACAAGAGCAGAGAUUUGUACAUAACCGGAGAGAGCUACGCCGGCCACUACGUGCCUCAGCUCGCCGACUUAGUCCUCCAAAACAACAUCAUCACAAACCAAACCGUCAUAAACUUGAAAGGCAUUGCUAUUGGGAACGCGUACAUCGACUACACGGAUAGGUGGAGUGGCACGUACGACCAUUUCUGGAGCAGUGCGCUGAUAUCUGAUGAGACGCACCAAGGGAUUUUGGAGAACUGCAACUUCAGCUCGGAUAUGAGCGUGACGGAGGUGUGCGAGGACUACCAAGACAAGGCGUUUGAGGAGAGUGGAAACAUCGAUAUCUACGACGUCUAUGCGGCCUUGUGUGACUCCAAUUCUACUGCGUAUCAGAUAUCUACUUAUGAUCCAUGUUCGAGUGUGUAUGCAACCGCUUACUUGAACACACCGCAAGUGCAGAAGGCUCUCCAUGCUAACACCACUGGCCUUCCAGUGCCAUGGCAGGGUUGCAAUGAUCCGAUACGCUAUCAUUGGCAAGAUGAACCUCUUACCGUUCUACCUGUGAUCAAGAAGCUGAUGGCGAGUGGCAUACGCGUCUGGAUCUACAGUGGAGAUACAGAUGGUAUAAUUCCAGUAACAUCGACGAGAUACUCAUUGCCCAAAUUGGGGUCACCAGUUAAGACUCCAUGGUACCCAUGGGAUUUUCAAGGCGAGGUGGGAGGUUACGUGGUUGGAUAUGAGAAUGUGACGUUCGUCACCAUAAGAGGAGCCGGCCAUUUCGUGCCAAGUUAUCAGCCCCAACGAGCUCUUGCUUUCUUCUCCAACUUCAUUGAGGGGAAACUGCCUCCACCUCAGAAAAACUAUGCGAAAAGGCAUGGGUUGAGCAUGACCGAAGGUCUGCACUUAGAUGAGUGUCACAUGUUUGCAUAUUCAUCAUUCACUAAACAAAGCUUGAAAAUGAAAGGUGCACUCAUCUUUCUCCUCUCUGUUCUCUGCCUCUCUGCCUCCGUGCAAUGCUACGGUGGUGGAAACCGCGAUCCUCUCGGGGAGCUGCUGAAGGCCCGCAGGACGAAGAAGAGGUCAUCAGAAACAAUUCUAGUGGAGGAGGCUUCGAGUGAGUACUCACCGGUGUACAUGGCGCCUCAAGACGGCCUGAAAGAGGACGACAAGAUUGUGGGGUUGCCGGGGCAGCCGGAGGUCAGCUUCCCUCAGUAUUCAGGAUACGUGACCGUUGAUCCUAGCGCUGGACGCGCACUCUUCUAUUGGUUCACCGAGGCUGAGGACUCCUCCACCAAGCCACUAGUGCUGUGGCUCAAUGGAGGACCGGGGUGUUCCUCGAUAGGAAAUGGUGCAAUGACGGAGCUCGGGCCGUUCCGUGUGAACGCAGAUGGGAAGACGUUGUGGUACAAUGACAAUGCUUGGAAUACCGUGGCUAAUGUCCUGUUCUUGGAGUCUCCUGCUGGUGUUGGAUUUUCCUACUCAAAUACGACGUCGGACUACGUGACUGGAGACACCAAGACUGCAGCGGAUUCCUACACUUUCCUAGUCAACUGGCUCGAGAGGUUUCCGGAAUACAAAACUCGUGAUUUCUACAUCACGGGAGAGAGCUACGCCGGUCACUACGUGCCCCAGCUUGCUCAGUUGAUCCUCAAAAACAACAAAAUCACCAAUCAAACCGUCAUUAACUUGAAAGGAAUUGCAAUUGGGAAUGCAUACAUUGAUUAUCUGGACGAAAUAAAUGGGUCGUACGACUUCUUCUGGACACACGCAUUGAUUUCUGAUGAGAGUCACGAUGGAAUCGUGAAAUACUGCAACUUCUCGUCUCCAACACCAUCAGACAAAUGCGAUGAAGCUUUGGAUCAAGCAGAUGGUGAAGUAGGCGAUAUAUACGUUUAUGACAUUUACGCGCCAAAUUGUGAUUCAAACUCUACUGCUCCAUCGCUGUCUUCAUUCGAUCCAUGCUCAGGCAAAUAUGUUUUCGCCUACUUGAACACGCCGGAGGUGCAGCAAGCACUUCACGCCAACAUCAGUGGAGCUCUCCCGGGCCCCUGGUCAGCUUGCAGUGAUCUGAUAGAGUGGACUGACGAGGUGGACUCAGUUUUACCUGUGAUCAAGGAGCUCAUGGCCAGUGGCAUCAGCGUCUGGAUCUACAGUGGCGACACAGAUGGAAGGGUGCCGGUCACAACAACAAGGUACUCCAUGGCCAAGCUUGGCGCGCCCGUUAAAACUCCAUGGUACCCCUGGUAUUAUCAAGGCGAGGUUGGAGGAUACGCAGUGGGAUACGAGAACGUGACAUUCGUGACCAUAAGAGGAGCUGGACAUUUCGUCCCCAGCUAUCAACCUGAGAGAGCCAUCACCUUCUUCUCAUCCUUCUUGGAAGGAAAGCUGCCUCCCGCCGCCUAACUAAAACUCACACCGAUUGCAAAGACGCCAUCGUUCUUACCUAUCUGUCUACCAGAAAUAACAAUGACAAUAACACAUGUUUUGUGAUGAAAUGCCCGUGAAACGGGAAUUCAAUUUCAAUCAACCACUUUUUAAUUGCUGUUUAUCUUAAACUAUACUUUUCCUGUAGAGGAAAAUGAUGAGUUUAAAAUGUUUAGAGGGAAAAAGUUUCAAAGCCUAAGUGAAGUGAUUACCUUUUAGAUCAA